CCAUUGAUAUGGACGGAUUUGAUGAAUGAAUCAUGCUUUGCAGGAAAUUGAGUUAUGGAUGAAAAACUAAAAGAUUAUCAACGCUAGAUAUCAUCAAAAUUGCGAGAGCACAUGUCAUCAGAUUUUAUUUCCAGGACAUUGUUGAUAUCUCUAUGCUUAAUAGUUUCUUCAGUGGUGAUUGCUUUGAUCUCUCAGAUAAGGAGAUCAAAGACGUGGAGCUUGUAGUUCUUCUGCUGGCCUCUGCCGAGAAGUUCAGACUUCAGAGCAUGGUACACUAUUACACUAAAGCUCUUCAUCAGAAGAUUGAUCGAGAAACCGGAGCUAACACAUCAAAGAUAAGGAAAAGCGAAAAAACAGAGCUGUUACCAUCAAAUGAGAAUCCAUUUUGUUUGAAACCCACUUCAACAAAAUGUUACGAAAUGCUCCCAAUUGCUCAAGUUAGUGUGUUUGCAGGAAUUCAAGCAAUUGUAGAACAUGUGGCCUCUGCAAGAAAGGUUCAUUGCAUUGACCUUGCAAUUAGAAAGGAGGGCCAAUGAACAGCCUUAAUGCAAGCUCUUUCCAUUCGGAAAGUUCCAUUGGAGCUUCUUAAAGUGACUGCCGUAGGGACAAUAGAGGAAAAGAAAAUUG
Messenger RNA from Rubroshorea leprosula, 627 nucleotides. NCBI's taxonomy places the organism in Eukaryota, Viridiplantae, Streptophyta, Magnoliopsida, Malvales, Dipterocarpaceae. The record is from the annotation of a GenBank genome assembly.